GUUCCGGGUUAAGCGAGCAGUGUGUCAAGAAGCAGUGCGGCUUGGCAGGGCUGUGUUUCGGACGCAUGGCUCUCGACCUUCGCCUCUCCGGAGUCGGUAGGGUAGUUGCAGAGAUGAGACAAGAUCGUAACUACCAAUUGGAUAUCACGAAAUUGGGGCGAAAAAAGGGGUCAAGUAAAAAAUGUAUAAUAAUGAAAUACAUUUAAAAAAACUACUGAACCACAUAAACCUUCCCAUCAUUAGUAUCGUCACUUCACAGAACUCUCCUUUAACAGAAAACUCUGAGGUCAAGCUGCGAGGUUGCUGUGAUGGCGGUGAAGCUGCAAGGCUUUGAGUUCUGGAAGACCACGCUGAGGGGAGCACGUUACGUCGUUGCACCCAUGGUGGACCAGAGCGAACUGGCCUGGCGUCUACUGAGCCGUCGCCAUGGCGCCGAGCUGUGCUACACGCCCAUGCUGCACGCACAGGUGUUUGUGCGCGACGCCAACUACAGGAAAGAUAACCUGUACAGCGAAGUCUGCCCCGAAGACAGGCCGCUUAUUACACAGUUCUGUGCCAACGACCCAGAGGUGUUUGUCCAGGCAUGUCUACUGGCUCAGGACUACUGUGAUGCUAUCGAUCUCAACCUGGGAUGCCCACAGAUGAUCGCCAAGAGAGGGCACUACGGAGUCUUCCUACAGGAUGAGUGGGAGCUGCUGGAGAAGAUGGUGAAGCUAGCCAAUGAGAAGAUCUCUGUUCCCAUCACCUGUAAGAUCCGUGUGUUUAACAAGAUGGAGGAGACUGUUCAGUACGCUCAGAUGCUGGAGAAGGCUGGCUGCCAGCUGCUGACCGUUCACGGUCGGACCAAGGACCAGAAAGGACCCGCGACAGGCAUCGCUAGCUGGGAACACAUCAAGGCUGUACGGAACGCUGUUAACAUCCCUGUGUUCGCUAACGGUAACAUCCAACACCUGAGUGAUGUGGAGCAGUGUAUGGAGGAGACUGGAGUACAGGGGGUGAUGAGUGCAGAGGGGAACCUCCAUAACCCAGCUCUGUUUGAGGGUCUCAGCCCUCCUGUAUGGGAGAUGGCUGAGGAGUAUCUAGAGGUGGUCAGUCAGUACCCUCCCUGUACCCUGUCCUAUGUCAGAGCACACCUCUUCAAGCUCUGGCACCACACACUGCAGAUCCACAAGGACCUGAGAGAGGAGCUGGCUAAGGUGAAGAACCUGCAGGGGCUGACAGAGGUCAGCAGACAACUCAGACUACGCUGCCAGGAGGAGAUAACCAUUGGAGGAGAGGAGGCGGGGCAGGUGGUUGGGCUGCCAUUCCCUCAUUGGAUCUGCCAGCCGUACGUCAGACCAGUGCCGAAGGAUCCGGUUGCCAACAGCAACGGUACAGAGGUGAAGGCAGUGCGUCACAAGAGGGCGUUGUCACUAGAGGACUCGGACGGGGCGAGCGACGCCCUCUCCAAAAACAAACAGAAGAAGAAAGCCAGAAACCCCCACAAGAACUUCUGUCCCGAGCAGAAACCAAAGUACAUCAAGUGUGAGCAGUGUGGAAAUCCAAAGGGUAAUCAGUGUGUAUUCAACCUGUGUCGAGGUUGCUGUAAAAAGAAGGCCUACAAGGAGGUGGCAGACUGCCCAAGUCAUGGGCUGAAGUUCAAGACCAAGGCAGAGAAACAGAAGUCAGAGCGGGAAGAAGAGGGAAAGAGCAGAGGAUUACAGGAGGAAGAGGAUGGAGGAUUGUUGAACGGGACCCCCAGCACCCCAACAGACCCCCACAGAGGACAGACUGUGGCCUGAGACAUGGACAAACAGGGACAUAGACAUCCAUUCAUACGUAGAGCAGUACACACACACCAGGAUGUGAGAAACUCCAUCCAUCAACAGUAUACAGAGACAAGAACGUGUUGUAAGGAACACGUGUCCAUCCAUACAGUCUCAUACUCACCACUGUCCUCCAUUGCUGCUGUGCUGAUCUGGCUUUGUUGGGGUUUCACCACUACGCCCUCCUCCUACCUGACUGACUGGAGGAGUCUUCCUGGACUAGCUCCACUGGGACUGAUGUAAUGGGGAGUCUUCCUGGACUAGCUCCACUGGGACUGAUGUAAUGGGGAGUCUUCCUGGACUAGCUCCACUGGGACUGAUGUAAUGGGGAGUCUUCCUGGACUAGCUCCACUGGGACUGAUGUAAUGGGGAGUCUUCCUGGACUAGCUCCACUGGGACUGAUGUAAUGGGGAGUCUUCCUGGACUAGC
Salmo salar (Atlantic salmon) is the source of this 2234-nucleotide messenger RNA. RefSeq names its product dihydrouridine synthase 1-like (S. cerevisiae). The record is from RefSeq and is a predicted model, not a curated record. Gene Ontology annotation, molecular function: tRNA dihydrouridine synthase activity. Lineage: Eukaryota; Metazoa; Chordata; Actinopteri; Salmoniformes; Salmonidae.